Zonotrichia leucophrys gambelii is the source of this 5587-nucleotide messenger RNA. RefSeq names its product lysine demethylase 6B (gene KDM6B). The record is from RefSeq and is a predicted model, not a curated record. Bases 113 to 4828 code for a protein of 1571 amino acids. The transcript is spliced from 21 exons. Lineage: Eukaryota; Metazoa; Chordata; Aves; Passeriformes; Passerellidae. Gene Ontology annotation, biological process: regulation of gene expression; heart development. Gene Ontology annotation, cellular component: MLL3/4 complex. Gene Ontology annotation, molecular function: chromatin DNA binding; histone H3K27me2/H3K27me3 demethylase activity; RNA polymerase II cis-regulatory region sequence-specific DNA binding.
CUGUGGGGCAGGGAUGGAUCUGUAGGAUGGAUCUGUGGGGCAGGGAUGGAUCUGUGGGUCUGUGGGUCGGAUCUGUGGGUCAGUGACAGCCCCCAUUGUGCCCCCCAGGCCGAUGCAUCGCGCCGUGGAGCCCCUGGGGGGCCGCGCCGCUCGGGACCCCUUUGCCGUGGGGAGCCUGGGCUGCGGCGGGGGCUGGGCCGGCUGCCCCCCCCGGGCCUGGCUGCCCCCCCCCAGGUGCUCCUCCAGCCUCGGGCCGGCGCCGCUGCCCCCCCCCCACCUGACGCCCCCCCCCAGCGGCAAUGGGGGGCCGCCCCUCCCCCACAAGGCCUUCUACCCCCCGGGAGCCCCCCCCCGGGCCCCCCCGGACCCCCUCCAGGGCUGUGUCCGGGCGCUGCAGCCCUGGGACCCCCCCGGCGCCGAGGCCACCCCCGAGCUGGAGGAGCCCCCGAGCUGCCACCACGGGCGCCACCGCGGCCACCGAGGGGACAUCGGCCACCGAGGGGACAUCAACCACCGGGGGGACAUCGGUCAUCGGCCCGGGGACCUCGGACAUCGGCCUGGGGACAUUGGUCACCGAGGGGACAUUGGCCACCGGCCCAGUGACAUCGGCCAUCGGCCUGGUGACAUUGGCCACCGAGGAGACAUCAACCACCGAGGGGACAUCAGCCACCGCUCUGGUGACAUCUGCCAUCGGCCUGGGGACAUUGGCCACCGGCCUGGGGACAUUGGCCACCGAGGGGACCUCGGCCACCGGCCUGGGGACCUCAGCCACCGAGGGGACAUCGGUCACCGGCCCGGGGACAUCGGCCACCGCCACGGGGGGGAUGGCGGCCACCGCGGGGACGUCAUCGGUGGCCACCGAGGGGACAUCGCCGCCCGCAUCGGGCGCCUGCAGCAGGCCCAGCUCUGGAGUUUCCCCCCCGGCCCCGUGUCCCCGCCCCGGGCUCGGGCGCUGCCCCCCCUCCAGCAGGUCUGGAGCCUGCUGCACCCCGAGAAAAGGACGUUCCCGGCCAAGAGGGGGGGGGCGCAGCUGCUGAAGAGGGGAGCGGCCCCCCCCGACCCCCCCCCCGCGGGGCAGCCCCUCCCCCCCGCCCCGCCCCCCCCGCCCCCUCCCCCCUCCGAGGAGCCGCCCAUCCCCCCCCUGAAACGGCGCCGCAGCGGCAGCCCCCAGGGGGGCUGUGGGGCGCUGCCCCCCCCCGGGCCCCCCCCAGGGCCGCCCCCUCCGUUCCCGCUGCCCCCGGGGCUGUGGAGCCCCCUGCCCCCCGCCGAGAGCAGCUGGGCCCCCCCGCGGCGGCACCCGGACAGACAGGAGCAGCGGCUGGUGGCCCCCCCGUUCCCGGUGCCCCCCCCCCGGCCCUGUGUCCCCCCGGGUCCCCUCCCAAGUGACCUUAGGGCCCCCCCCAGCCGCUCACCAGCAGCACCGACCGCCUGCGUGCCUUGUGCCCCCCCCCGGGCACCCCCCCGGACCCCCGCCACCAGCACCCGCAGCCCCCGCGCUCCCGAGCAGCGCUACCAACCUCCGGAGCCGCCGGGGCCGGGGGGCGCCAGCGGGGGGGUCCCCACCGCCCCCCACCUGCCCCCCGCCCCUCCCCCGCCCUGCUGCGCCCCCCCGGAGCCGCUCCCCGCCCCCCCCCUGCCCUGGCUGAAGGAGCCGGGGGGGGGCCCGGACCCCCUGGACGAGAUCCUGUUUGGGGGACCCCCGCCCAAGGGGGGGCCGGGGGGGGCCGAUCCCCCUCUGGGGGGGUCCCCGGGACCUUUCCCGGACCCCAGCACCACCAGCACGGGGGGGGGCGCCCCCCAGAGCCCCCCCCAUUUCCCUUACCCGGACAAGGAGGAAGAGGAGGAGGAGGAGGAGCCCCCCCCUCCCCACCGCCACCGCCACCACCCACCCCCCCCGGGCGGCGAUUUCUGGCUGGGGCCCCCCCCCCCCCCCCCGUUAGCGCCGCCCCCCCCCCUCUCCGAGGGCCCCCCCGAUGCCUCAGGAACCUCCCCCGCGCCCCCCCCCGCCCCCAGCCCCCCCGAGCCCCCCCUCCCAUCGGGGGUCCCUUUUCCAAAGAGCACCCCCCCCCCCCCCCCCCCCCCCCCGCACCCCGAGCCCCCUCCCCCGCCUCUCCCCCCCCCUCCCCCGCCCUCCUCCGACCCCCCCGGGGUCCCCCCCCGCCUGUUCGAUUUCGGGGCCCCCCCCUUGGACGAUCAGUUCGAGGAGCCCCCCGAGUUUGCCAAAAUCCUGCCCGACGGCCUGGCCAACAUCAUGAAGAUGCUGGACGAGUCCAUCCGGCAGGAGGAGGAUGAGGGGGGGGUCACCCCGGCCCCGCCCCCCCCCCCGCCCCCAUUCGGUGCCCCCCCCCCGGGUCACCCCGGCGACCCCCCGGACCCUCCCCGCCUUUACCCCUUCGGCAAACGGGACGACCCCAAAACUUCCCCUUUUUACCCCAAACCUCCUCCUCCUCCUGCUGCCGACAAACCCUCCGGAGCGGGAAUGGGGGGCAACAUCAGCACCCCCAAACCCACCCCCCCUUCCCCAGACCCCCCCGCGCCCCCCCCCCAAGCCGUCGCUACCUCAGCCCCGGGCUGGGGCGCCCCGGCCGUGCCCCCCCCGGGCCGCAGCGAGUCGGAGGCGCUGGAGCAGAUCAGCCGCGCCUGCGAGACCCUGGCCGAGCAGGCGGGCCGGCCCAGCCCCCCCUCCCCGGACCCCCCCCCCAAAUCGGGGCUGGGCCGCCGGCACCGCCGCGUGCCCCCCUCCUCAUCCUCAUCAUCCUCAUCGUCAUCAUCGUCAUCAUCGCGGCACCGGGAUCUGCGGCGGGGACCCCCCCGGCGGCGGCACCCCCGGAAAGAGGAGCGGGAACAACAACAGCAACAACAACAACAACAACAGCAGCAACAACAGCGCGAGCAGCAACAGCGCGACCGCCCCGUGCUGGCCACGCUGGACCUGCAGAGCCCCGGCGUGCAGGAGAAAGGGGGGGGACCCCUCCCCAGGCUGGAAACGAAAGGGGGGACCCCCCCAAACAACACCACCACCAACAACAGCAGCAACCCCCCCUCAAACCCGGCCCCCGCCGCGGGACCCCCGCCCGCCUUCGUCAGCUCGGCCGACCUGCUGAAGCUGCGCUCGCUGGGCGAGGGGCCCCCCAAGGAGCUCAAGAUCCGCCUGAUCAAGGUGGAGAGCGGCGCCGGGGGGCCCGGGGGGAUCCCCGGCCUCGGGGGGGCGCACGGAGCCGGCGCUGGCGGCACCGGCGGCGACGCUUUGGCGGCCUCGGAGGUGGCGGAGCCGCGGGGGCUGCCCCUGGCGCAGCUGACGAUCCGGCACAGCGCCGCCGAGGUGGUGCGGGCCAGCAAGCAGGCGCGGCUGAAGGGGCCGUUCCGCGAGUCGUACCUGUGCCCGGCGCAGUCGGUGAAGCCGCGAAUCGACGCCCGCGAGCAGCUGCCCCGGGACAAGCUGAACCCGCCCACGCCCAGCAUCUACCUGGAGAGCAAACGCGACGCCUUCUCGCCGGUGCUGCUGCAGUUCUGCACCGACCCCAAGAACCCCAUCACGGUCAUCCGGGGCCUGGCGGGGUCCCUGCGCCUCAACCUGGGUCUGUUCAGCACCAAGACCCUGGUGGAGGCCAGCGGCGAGCACGCGGUCGAGGUGCGCACGCAGGUGCAGCAGCCGUCGGACCAGAACUGGGACCUGUCGGGGACGCGCCAGGUGUGGCCCUGCGAGAGCAGCCGCUCCCACACCACCAUCGCCAAGUACGCCCAGUACCAGGCAUCGUCCUUCCAGGAGUCCCUGCAGGAGGACAAGGACAGCGAGGAUGAGGAGGCCGAGGAGCCCGACAGCACCACCGAGACCCCGCCCAGCCCCCCCGACCAGAAAUCCCACCAGAUCAUCAAGUUCGGGACCAACAUCGACCUGUCGGACGCCAAGAGGUGGAAGCCGCAGCUGCAGGAGCUGCUGAAGCUGCCGGCGUUCAUGCGCGUGUCCUCCACGGGGAACAUGCUGAGCCACGUGGGCCACACCAUCCUGGGCAUGAACACCGUGCAGCUGUACAUGAAGGUGCCCGGGAGCCGCACCCCCGGCCACCAGGAGAACAACAACUUCUGCUCGGUGAACAUCAACAUCGGCCCCGGCGACUGCGAGUGGUUCGCGGUGCACGAGCACUACUGGGAAACCAUCUCCGCCUUCUGCGACAGGCACGGCGUGGAUUACCUGACGGGCUCGUGGUGGCCCAUCCUGGAGGACCUGUACCGCUCCAACAUCCCGGUGUACCGGUUCGUGCAGCGCCCCGGCGACCUGGUGUGGAUCAACGCCGGCACCGUGCACUGGGUGCAGGCCACGGGCUGGUGCAACAACAUCGCCUGGAACGUGGGGCCGCUCACGGCGUAUCAGUACCAGCUGGCCCUGGAGCGCUACGAGUGGAACGAGGUGAAGAACGUCAAGUCCAUCGUGCCCAUGAUCCACGUGUCCUGGAACGUGGCCAGGACCGUCAAGAUCAGCGACCCCGACCUCUACAAGAUGAUCAAGUACUGCCUGCUGCAGUCCAUCAAGCACUGCCAGGUGCAGCGCGAGAGCCUGGUGCGCGCGGGCAAGAAAAUCGCCUACCAGGGCCGGGUGAAGGACGAGCCGGCCUACUACUGCAACGAGUGUGACGUGGAGGUGUUCAACAUCCUGUUUGUGACGAGCGAGACGGGCGGGCGCAACACGUACCUGGUGCACUGCGAGGGCUGCGCGCGGCGCCGCGGCGGCGGCCUGGCCGGCGUCAUCGUCCUCGAGCAGUACAAGACCGAGGAGCUCAUGCAGAUCUACGACGGCUUCACCCUGGUGACGCCGCCGACCCCCAGAUGAGUCCAGGGCCCCCCCCAGGGCGGGGGAGGGGCCGGGGGGGCCCCGCCCCUCCCCCCACCACGAACACUUUUUAUUUAUUCGCGGAGAAAUCGCCCCAAAAAACUCGUCCGGACGGACAAGGACAAAGCUUUGGGUGGAGAAACUCCGGUUUUAUACAAAACCCCCGUUUCUAGGAAUUGACAGAGCCCCGCCCCCGCCGCCCCUCCCCCCGCGGGGGAAAUGGGGGGAGGGGUCUCUGCGCUGCCCCUCCCCCACCCCCACGGUUUGGGGGCUGUUUUUGGGGGGGGGGGGCUCCACCCCGGCCCCUCCCCCCUCAUUUUGGGGAGGGGGGUUCGUGCCCCUCCCCCACACAAAGGGGAGCUGGGGGGGGUCCCCGCCCCUCCCCCCUCAGCGCUAAAUGGGGGAGGGGCAGGGGGGGAGGGGCACUUUUAUUGGGGGGGGUCGGACCCCCCUUGCCAAGAUUCAACCAAAAACUCGCCCCGCCCCCACCAGCGGCCGCCCCUCCCCCCCAUACGGGUCCGGGCCGGGGGGAGGGGCCCGGGGGGGGGGUGGGGGAGGGGCAGGAUUUUAUUGGGGGGAGGUGGCCCCCCCCCCCCGCUCCGCCCCUCCCCCCUCGUGGGCGGGGCUCAGGUCUCGGGGGGGGAGGGGCUCCCCCCCAACCCAUGGUGCAAAGGGGGGAGGGGCCUGUGCUACCCCUCCCCCCCACAGCGGGGGGCGGGGCCUUGGGGUGCCCCUCCCCCCCUUUCUAUCCCGAGCCUC